Messenger RNA from Phascolarctos cinereus (koala), 1695 nucleotides. Lineage: Eukaryota; Metazoa; Chordata; Mammalia; Diprotodontia; Phascolarctidae. The record is from RefSeq and is a predicted model, not a curated record.
UCUCUAAGGGAGUACUAGUAGGGGAGGAGGGCUUGAGGCAGCCACAUGGAAAAGAAAUGGCAAAGACUUGGAGGUAGUCCAUCUUCCUAGUGGGCUGUUGGAAGCUCUUGGUGAUCUAUGGAGUAGAAAGCUCUGACAUGAGGAGUCAGGAGGGGAUGGACCUACCCCAGGAACUCCACCUCCCAGCCUGGCUCUUAGAUUUUGGCACUCAUUUGGUCCUCGCAACAAUCCAGGGAGUUAGGAGCUAUUAUAACACCCAUUUUACAGAAUAAAGUAUUGGGAGAACCAACUAUGUGCUGAUUGGAAUUGGAAACUCAAAGGCGCGGAUCAGAAUAUGCUGUGUGCUCUCUACACCAAGUUCUCAGUUCGUUGGACCCAUGUGAUCCAGUUUAGUGGAGAACUAGGAUUUGUAUGAGGGAAUUAUUCCAGCAAGAGGGAUUUUGUGUCCUAGCAGAAGAGAAUGAAGCUGCCUUUCUACACAAUAUUCUCCAGUCUGGAAAACUGGACUGCCAUCUUCUUUAAGGGCUUCCUGGUCUACUCUCAAGUUGUGGUCAUGACCUGCAGCCCUCCCCAAAACCUGUCCAUUGGUGGUUUUGAGUAUGUUACCAGGUCUGGAGAAGAUAUCUACCAAGAUAAGAGGCCUUACACAUGCCAUAAGCCAUAUUACGAGAUCGUGCCUGCCAUGGACAGUGGCCAGCCUCCCCCUGGAACAUUCACCAGCUCAACCCAGGGCAUCUGGAAAGGCAGAGAGAAAAGUGGGAAGACUUCUCAAUGUUCACCCGUGUGUGGGCAACCAUCCACUCCUAUUGACCAGAACCAGGGGGCCCCUGGUACAGCCAAAGCAAAGCUGGGAAAUUUCCCAUGGCAGGCACUCACCAUUAUCUAUGGGCGUGGAGGAGGAGCUCUGCUUAGAGAUCGCUGGAUCCUCACAGCUGCUCAUACCAUCUACCCUAAGGACAGCUUCUUCCAGAAGAACCAGAGUGUAAAUGUUUUCCUAGGACACACAGACAUAGAGGAGAUCAUAAGGCUGGGGGCUCACUCCGUCCGUAGGGUCAUUGUGCACCCAGACUACCGCCCAGAAGAGCCAAACAACUUUGAAGGUGACAUUGCACUGCUGGAAUUAGAAAAAAGUGUCCUCCUGAGCCCCAACCUCCUCCCCAUCUGUUUGCCAGACAAUGAGACUCUCUAUAGCAGCGGCUUGAUGGGCUAUGUCAGUGGCUUUGGGAUGGAAAGGGGCCGGCUGGUUAGCCAGCUAAAAUAUGUGAGUCUGCCCAUUGCUAAGCGAGAGGCUUGUGAGGCCUGGCUUCUGGAGAAAAACAGAACUGAGGUGUUUUCCUCAAACAUGUUCUGCGCUGGAAACAGAACCAUAAAGCAAGAUGCUUGCCAGGGGGAUAGUGGAGGAGUCUUUGCUGUGUGGGACAAUACCACAGAGCGCUGGAUGGCCACAGGCAUUGUGUCCUGGGGCAUUGAUUGCAGCAAAGGGUAUGGCUUCUACACCAAAGUCCUCAGCUACGUGGACUGGCUUAAGAGCAUAAUGGAAGGGAAGGCCUGAGCCCCUAGCCUUAGCUCAGAAAUUGCCAUAGGUUUGAGGUUCUUAAAGUGUGUUUUCAGGAAGUCCACAAAGUCAAAACUAUUUUCAUAACAACACUGUCAUUAUAAUUCUAAUAUGGUAAAUAUCAAUAGAUAUUUGAGGCA